Aspergillus wentii DTO 134E9 is the source of this 733-nucleotide messenger RNA. RefSeq lists its product as uncharacterized. The coding region runs from base 143 to 379 and encodes 78 amino acids. The transcript has a single exon. The record is from RefSeq and is a predicted model, not a curated record. NCBI's taxonomy places the organism in Eukaryota, Fungi, Ascomycota, Eurotiomycetes, Eurotiales, Aspergillaceae.
AAAAAAAAAAAAAAUCAAUGUAACAAGAGACGGUUCAAAGUCCCCUCGGACCAACCUGCUAUACGGAGGCGGGGACCGAGAGGUACCAACACUCUUUGAGUUAUAUUGCGUCUGUGGCUACAAGACGCCGACUACAGCCACGAUGGAAAGACACCAUGCGGGAUGCAACGGGGAAAAGGAAGCAGAAAAAUCCAUCACAUGCAAAUACGAAAGAUGCAAAUAUAAGUGCAGAGAGGAAUCUUUGCUAAAGUGGCACAUGCAAAGAAUGCAUCAUUACACCUCACAAGUAUCCAUUCGCAAAGGCGCAUACUGUGGGAAGGAUCAUCAGAGCAAUGGAAGACCGGAGAUUACAUUCACAAAGCAAACACAGGCACAGUGAGGCAGAGGAUUUGGAAAAGAUACCAUACUGGUGGAGAGAAGCACGCCACGAAAACCAAAAGGAGAAAGACAAGAAGAAUUAGAUCAUAGUAUCAUAGAUAUGCUCAUGUACAUUAUGUAGUUGGUGUUAUAUCAGUCAUGGAUACAUACGCCAUUCCGCUAUUUGGGGAAUGGUUUUUCGAAAACUCUUUCCCCGAAUGAGUGUCUGGUUUGGGAUGUCGAGAUAAGGGAGAAUCAAUGGCGAACAAAAGGCAGAUUAGUUGAGUUGACAAUGUAUUCUCCACCUUUCUUUAUACCAGAACAGAAAUGUAGACAAUCUACUCCACCAUCUUCUAUCAACUAUAAGAAUGACGAG